Molecule: messenger RNA, 348 nt
Organism: Aspergillus chevalieri
Lineage: Eukaryota; Fungi; Ascomycota; Eurotiomycetes; Eurotiales; Aspergillaceae
Exons: 1
Coding region: 1-348 (115 amino acids)
Source: RefSeq, a predicted model, not a curated record
AUGCAAGCCUUGAUCAUGCUUCCGGAACUGGGGGAAAGCCUGACAAGCUUUGAGAUCAAAAACUACUUUCAAACAACACGGAACCUGCUCGACGUUGACGACCAAGAGGAACAUACCACCUACCCACUGCGAGAGUUUGCGAGAGAUUCGGCCAAGUUGGAAGAAGCUUCGUCUGGGCGGGUACACUGGAUUGGUUCCAACAGAGCUAUUGAUAACUUAUCCGAGGUCGUCGUCAAGAUGCCCCAGCUGGAAGAGUUAUCGAUCUCGGUCACACAAAAAUCUCAUCGAUACAUCAAAGACCAUGUCCUACCUGUCAUGCCUAACCUGAAAAAUCUGUUUCUUAUUUGA